Zophobas morio is the source of this 920-nucleotide messenger RNA. RefSeq names its product mediator of RNA polymerase II transcription subunit 19 (gene MED19). The record is from RefSeq and is a predicted model, not a curated record. Gene Ontology annotation, molecular function: transcription factor binding; transcription coregulator activity. Lineage: Eukaryota; Metazoa; Arthropoda; Insecta; Coleoptera; Tenebrionidae. Bases 95 to 808 code for a protein of 237 amino acids. The transcript is spliced from 3 exons. Gene Ontology annotation, cellular component: mediator complex. Gene Ontology annotation, biological process: positive regulation of transcription by RNA polymerase II.
ACUUGUCGCUAAGUUGGUAGGUCGCGGAGUGUUGACACAUGACAUUUGGGUGUCUAUUUUGUCCAUCGUUGUUACAAAACGAUGAAGUUGUAAGAUGAUGGGCGAUCAGUUUCGUAAAGUGGAACAAUAUUCGCCGAAAUCGUCUCCUAGAGGGGCUCGCUCCCCUGUCGUCUCACGUCAAGAUUCAUCCGGAACAUUAAAAACGACGAUUCUGUUAGGAAAAAACCCUUCCAUAGUCCCUAGCGGGCCUUUCUAUUUGAUGAAAGAGCCACCAGCUGAGUCGGAAUUAACGGGCGCCACAAAUUUAAUGGCCUAUUAUGGUCUCGAACACUCAUACAGUAAAUUCAGCGGGAAGAAGCUAAAAGAACAGUUGUCUUCGUUUUUGCCAACCCUACCUGGCGUCAUCGACUCUCCUGGUCAACAGGACAACAGCUCAUUACGAUCAGUCAUAGAAAAACCUCCCAUCGGAGGAAAGGAGUUGCUGCCACUUACCAGUAUCCAGUUGGAUGGUUUCAGACUCCAUCCAGGAGCGUUACCCGAGCAGUAUAGAUACGCGAAUGCCACCCCCAUCAAGAAACACAAAAACAAACACAAGAAACACAAACAUAAAGAAGGAGGACUCCCAAAUCAAGAAACAACGGUGACAGACGCCGGGAGUGACACCCACGAGAAGAAACACAAGAAGCAGAAGAGACACGACGAAGAUAAGGAAAGAAAGAAACGGAAAAAAGAAAAGAAGAGGAAAAAGCAGAAGCACAGUCCAGAACACAGUGGGGGCCUAACACCAAGCCAACAUUCGAACUCCUGAGUACCUUACAUAGAUUCUAUUCGAGUGGAUUGAAUAAUUCCAACAUAACCUAAUUUUAAGAUCUAUUAUUUAUUAUUAUUUGCGAAUAAAUACUUAUUUUUAUGAAUACAAA